Messenger RNA from Mercenaria mercenaria, 2588 nucleotides. RefSeq lists its product as uncharacterized. Lineage: Eukaryota; Metazoa; Mollusca; Bivalvia; Venerida; Veneridae. The transcript is spliced from 4 exons. The record is from RefSeq and is a predicted model, not a curated record. The coding region runs from base 1617 to 2588 and encodes 323 amino acids.
CUUUGCGCGUCAACUAGCAAGAAUGUUAAAACGAGUAAAAAAGUAGUAGUAAAAAGAAAGAAGGAGAAUGGUUAAAACAGGUUAAAAAUAGGGCAGGUGUAUUUAAGGUGAGAUGUGCUCAAUCUGGCUUACAGCCUGACUGAACACUGGCCCAGACGAGUUGACAACAUCUGAGGGCAAGGCAUUCCAAUGAUAUACUGUUCUAGGGAAGAAUGAAAAUUUAUGAUAGUUGGAUGAGGGUGAAACUUGAACGAAUGCCUGGGAAUGAGUGGUUCUGGUUCUGGAAGAUCUAGUGUUGUCUAGGUAGUCCGGUAGUGGGAUGGCGACCUGGUUAUGCAAGAUGUUAUAAAACAUAACCAGGCGCUGGUCAAUGCGACGGAGUGCAAGGCGUCGUCAAUUUAGGGAAGUCAGCAUGUUGUCUACACUGGAUGUACGGCCGUGAUUACGCUUGGCCCAGCGUGCAGCCCUGCGCUGCACAGACUCAAGCUGAUCAAUAAGAGUUUCAGAGUAGUUUCAGAGUAGGGGGACCACACAGUGGAACUGUACUCCAGCUGGGGCCGUACAAGUGUUUUGUAUGCUUGUGAUUUUAACCCUUCUGAGUGCACUUUGAUGUUACGUCUUAAGAAACCCAAUGUUUGAUUUGCUUUUUUGGUGAUGUUGUAAAUGUGGUCAUUCCAUGUAAGGUUGUGUGAUAUAGUUAUGACAAGGUAUUUUGCAGAUGGUACUGUUUGUAAAAGGUACUGUGUUGGUAUAGGAGUUUUACGCUCAGUGAUCUGUAAUACUUGGCAUUUAGACGGAUUGAAUUUCAUGUCCCAUUUUGUUUCCCAGAAUUCCAGUUGCUGUAAGUCUUUUUGUAGUAGGCUUGAAUGGGAAGAGACAGUCAGAGAAAGGUAGAUGGCCGUGUCAUCAGCAAAGAGUCGAACUUUAGAGUGUUUAACAAAGUCAGGUAGAUCGUUGAUAUAGAUAAGAAAUAAGAGAGGCCCGAGGACCGAACCCUGGGGAACACCUGAGGAGACUGGUAUGGUGCCUGAUAUGGACCCGUUAACUACCACUGACUGUGACCUGUUAUCAAGGAAAGCUUUAAUCCAUUUAAGAGUAUGACGCCUUGCACCAUAGAAAUUUUGUCUUCUAAGCGUUAAUCAAGAUCCACUUUUAGUUACUGAGACAUCGGAGACAAACCAUAUCCGUCAUAAAAUUUCUGAGUCUUAUUUAUGGUAAGUCGUGUGAGACUUAAUGUUUACGAAUUUUGUCCGAUAAUACCCCGAUCGACGUUAUAUUCAUCGCACAAAAUGAUGUAACAAUUUAUGGUUAGCCUUACUGUACUCUACUAAAUCGAUUAAAUCAUUCUCCUGGCAGACACGCAAAUGCAGUUGAUUUCAAACUGCAAUUAAAUGUUUCUGCUAAAAUAAUAUGGUUUUCAUCUUGUAAAAAAAGGGUAUUUACCGGGUUACGGCGUUUGGAACAUACUUUAUCCAAGUGCUCAAUGGGCAUGCGCGGCGUGCUUGGACAUGCGAAAAAUGUAAAUAAACAACGGUUAGCGAAGUUUACACGUUGAUUUCAUGCAUUUUUGCAAACAUCCAAGUGUCAGUUGGUGAUGAUUAAGGAACAAGAAGAGAAUGAAUCUGAUGGAUGACACAUUGGCUGACGAAUCUGGUAUUCCUUUUCUAUCAAGUGCAGAUGACAUACCUGUCCACAGUACACCUAUAAAGGGCAUAAAGAUACCUCUUCCUUCAACAAAGAAUGUGAUGAAACAGCUUAUGUCCAAACCUGGAAUAUACGAGGACUACACAGAUUCUGAGAGCUUACAGUCCAUUAGGCACUCUGACCUCCACCCUAGGGUCAAAGGUCAACAUAGUGUACAGAAAAGUCAAAGUCAAAAUGUAAGACUUGUGGAAGGAGGGAAUUUUGUAAGACAAAGUAAUGAUUACAAAAGCAGUGGGAAACAUACUGUUAAAAGAGUUCAGGACCUUUCUGAUAUUGAUAAUUUAAGGCAGAAAUCCAGAAAUUCUGUUGAUAGGGUGUUUCAGUCUGAAAGGUCAAGGUCACCAAAACUAGACCGAAGAAGUGCAGUGUCAGAUCAUGGAGACGUUUUCAAGAGACCAAAGGAUGUACCAAAAAGAUACAUGCUUGCUGCUGAAGAUGAAAAGAGUAAUUUUUUAGGAAGAACAGAAAACUGUGAUACAACUUUAGAACAAGAUAAUAGAUCAAGACAUGGCAGUGGGAGGGUCACUGCUGAGAACAUGAACUCUUACGCAUUUUCGAGCUAUGAAAAUAGGUCAAAAUAUUUAUCUGUUGAACAGAAGGGGCCGCAGAGCUCUGAAGUUACAAACAGCAGACCUGAAACAAAGAACCAAGAACAUCAGUAUACAUUAAAGGAAAGAACAGUUGAUGAUAGUACUGGUAUAGAUCAUUCUUCAGGACCAGGCAGCAUGAAAGAGGAGAACACAAAAUUUAGUAGAGAAACGAGAGAUUCCGGUAGGGAGAGGAGAAGGUUUUCCAUCGGUAGUCCACUACAGGGUGGUAGUUCUGGUGCUUCAUACAAUAGGACACUUUCAUCUUCUAAACAGGUUAGAUUUGUUGUUACUUAG